Molecule: messenger RNA, 591 nt
Organism: Halichondria panicea
Lineage: Eukaryota; Metazoa; Porifera; Demospongiae; Suberitida; Halichondriidae
Exons: 4
Coding region: 1-591 (196 amino acids)
Source: RefSeq, a predicted model, not a curated record
AUGAAUGGGCAGAGCUGUUCACCUUACGACAUCUUUGACUCAGGUCAUUCAAUCACUAAUGCCACUCUAUCAGCCUUUUGUCCCAGCCAGUGUGCAAUAGCUGUGAACAUUUUCUUUGAAGCUGCUUGCAACUUGAGCUACAGUGAGAUUGUCUGCUCAAGAAAUGAGAACAACACUCGCUACUGUGUCGACUUUCAAUACAUUGAUGAUCGACUCUCGGGAGAUAUCCUUGGGCCAAUGCGAGCUGCAUGUCUCGACACCAACUGUAGCCAAUCAGAUGCUUGCAAUGCUUCUGUGCAAGCACUACAUUGUUGUUUAAAUCAGGCAAAUCGAUAUUUGACUGAGAUUGAUGGACGACCUGCUCUACUCUCCGGUGACUGCACUGUAGUGAGCUCUGUGUGCAACGUACCGGACAUAACACCACUAACUACUGAACCACCAUCACCAACUAAUAUCACCAGUACUAGUAUUACGUCUGGAGCUGGGGAUGUAACUGCUGUGGUGCAUUGGACAGUUGUCAUGGCAUUGCUUGUAUAUAUCUGUAUGGACUUAUUAAUUAACCAACUACAGUGCAAGCAACCUAGAGAGUAG